Hermetia illucens (black soldier fly) is the source of this 981-nucleotide messenger RNA. RefSeq names its product cell cycle checkpoint protein RAD1 (gene Rad1). The transcript has 2 exons. Gene Ontology annotation, cellular component: checkpoint clamp complex; nucleus. NCBI's taxonomy places the organism in Eukaryota, Metazoa, Arthropoda, Insecta, Diptera, Stratiomyidae. The record is from RefSeq and is a predicted model, not a curated record. Gene Ontology annotation, biological process: DNA repair; DNA damage checkpoint signaling. Gene Ontology annotation, molecular function: 3'-5' exonuclease activity. Bases 31 to 906 code for a protein of 291 amino acids.
AACGUAAACGGCUAACUGCUGGCUGCUUCUAUGCACAACUCCAAAAUCUUGUAUCACAAAGGACUGCUGAGAAACUGGAAAAUGCUGACCCAAUCGCAAUAUUCGCAAAUCAAAUUCGUCGCGAAAUUGGAGAAUAUAAAGGGAUUCUUUGGGUCACUGAAAGCAAUCAAUUUUGAUGAGACCGGGACAUUUCAAAUAUCCGACAGUGGAGUUCGUGUCAUUGUCGAAAAUUCCAAAUUCGUCCAGGCCUCUGUUUACGUAACGAAAGAAUGCUUUUCGGAAUACCACGUACCACCGGACGAGACUAUUCAAUUCUACGUUAACUUGAACGUAGUCACAGAAUGUCUUGGAAUCUUCUCAGGCGUAGAGUGCAGCAUGAAAAUGAUUUACAAAGGAGCAGGAUGUCCACUUGUGCUCGUACUGGAACACCACGGUGAAGACGAUGUCGUCACAGAAUGCUCGAUAAAAACAAAGAAUCAUGAAGAACCCUUGGAUUACUCAUUGGAUGAAGAUGGCCCAAGCUAUAAUGCUAUCAUAAUCCGGGGCCCAGACCUUGCAAAUAUUUUCAAUGAAAUCGACAGGACCGCGGAAGAAUUGGAAUUUCUACUUUCACCGAAGGAGCCGUUUUUCCGAAUCACUACAAUUGGAGUCAUUCAAUCGGAAACCCAAGUAGAAGUGGCGAAAACUAGUGACAUGAUAACAACAUUUAGAUGCAAGGAGACGACGUCAAUGAGGUAUAAAAUGUCCCAUAUUAAAUUGGCCUUCAAAGCUCUGUUACUUUCGUCGAAAGUCGCUAUUCGGACAGAUUCGAGUGGUUUGUUGGGGUUACAACUGAUCAUUCAGUCUGACGAUGAAGCUCAGAUUUACAUUGAAUUCUUUAUUACGCCACUUGUUAAUUAUGAUUAAGCUAAAAUGUAGAUUGAUUACGGUUUUGUAUUACUCGGAAAAUAUUUUUCUAUAAGAUAACCCAUUUAAACAAUA